UUCUUCUACCAUUUCUUAAUAUAAUUUUCUUUUUCUUUGCUAUCCCAAUUAGAAUGGGAGAUCUCCCCUUUCCUGAUCAUCUUCUCCUCUUCUGCUUCUUUUUCGUCCUAUUCCUUCUGCCUCAGACCCAACCAACCCUCUUGAGGGAGCACUACAUUUGCCAAGAUGAUCAGAAGACUUCUCUCUUGCAAUUGCAGCAAGAGUCAUUUUCCAACACUUUGUGGAAACAAGAAACGGAUUGUUGCUCAUGGGAAAGCGUCACAUGCAACAUCACCACUGGUUACGUGAUUGGUCUUGACUUGAGUUCCAAGCUUUCAAGACCUAUCUAUUCCAACAGCAGCCUCUUCGGCCUCCAUCAUCUCCAAAGGCUCAAUCUUGCUUACAAUCAAUUUGAACAGACUCCUUUCCCAUCUGGGUUUGAUCGCCUUCCAAGAUUGACCCAUCUCAACUUCUCCGAAACCUGUUUCUCCGGCCAAGUACCCUGGGAAUUCUCACGCCUAACAAGGUUAGUUUCUCUUGAUCUCUCGAGUUGGUUAUGUUAUGAGACUACUGCUAAACUGGAAAGACCAAACCUUAAAGAGUUGAUCCAGAAUCUGACAUCUCUCACGGAACUAUACCUUGAUAGGGUAGACCUCUCUGCACAGGGAAGAGAUUGGUCUCAGGUCUUGCCGCAGUUUCUUCCCAACCUAUGUGCAUUGAGUUUGGUCUCCUGUGGUCUUUCAGGUCCCAUUCACUCUUCUUUCUCGCAGCUUGUUUUCCUUGAGGAGCUCCUACUUAGUGAAAACUAUAUUCUUUCUUUUGAAACACCUAAGUUCUUGGCCGCCAAUUUCUCUCAUUUGAAGACUCUUAGUUUGAGCUCUUGUAGAUUGCAUGGGGAGUUCCCCAACGAUUUUUUUCAUCUACCCAAUCUUCAGGUCCUUCAUGUGAAGGACAAUUCUCUCCUCAAUGGUCAAUUCCCAGAUUUUCUACAUAACAAUGCCUUUCAGGACAUAUCUCUCUCUAACACAAAUUUUUCAGGAGCGAUUCCAGAUUCUAUUGGAAAUCUCACCCACCUAACUUUUUUAGACCUUACAAUGAACCAUUUCAUUGGUUCAAUUCCAUCUUCUCUAGCAAACCUUACCCAUCUAGCCUAUUUGGACCUUUCCUAUAAUAAUUUUACAGGUUCAGUCCCUCCGUUUAAUAAAGACAAUGUCCCAAAUCUUGAACAUUUGGACUUGUCCAACAACCUUCUUGAUGGGACAAUCCAUUCUUCUUUAUUUGCACUUCCUUCAUUGCAGAUGUUACAACUCUCGUAUAAUCAGCUUGAAGGUCGACUUGAAUUGUCUCAUAAUUUAUCUAGUUCAUCAUUGGUAACUAUCGAUUUGGUUGGAAACAAAUUGAAUGGAGAAAUACCAAAAUCAUUUUCUGAAUUCUCUAGUCUUUGGGCUCUGCGUGUGAGUUCCAACAAUUUUAGUGGCACUGUAAAGCUGGACAUGUUUGGAAACCUUGAGAACCUUUUGGAUCUUGAUCUGUCAAACAACCUAUUGUCAGUUGAAGUUGGCAACAAUAGUUCUUCUUUUCAUUUCCAGCUUGUUUCGUUGAGGUUGGGAUCUUGCCACAUAAAAGAAUUCCCGGAGUUCUUGAGAACUCAAGAGUAUUUGCAGUAUUUAGACCUUUCAAACAACCAAAUCCAAGGACAUGUACCUAGUUGGAUAUGGAAGGAGGAUCUUCUUGAGGUGGAUCUUUCUUACAAUGGAAUAGUAGAUUUGGAACCUCCUUUUACGGAUCAUUCAAAUCCUUCCACUCUCAAGUCCUUAUAUUCAUUGACAUUGAUUUCUUGCAAUUUGAGAGCAAUCCCUGAAUUUUUGAAGGACCUAAAUGAACUCAUGUUUCUUGACCUUUCAAAUAACAACAUUUCUGGGAAAUUGCCGAAUUGGAUAUGGAAGGAAAGUUUAUCUGAGUUGAAUCUUUCAUACAACUCUCUAUAUGCUUUUGAGCAACCACUCCUAAAAUUUUCGUCAUGUCCAUUAAGUAGUCUUGAUCUUCGUUGGAACAAGCUACAAGGGUCUAUCCCGAUUCCAUCAUCCACUGUCAGAUUCUUUUCAAUUUCGAACAAUAGCUUUGUUGGAGGAAUCCCUGAGUCAAUAUGCAAAUUGAGUAGCCUAUUAUUGUUUGAUGCCUCUCACAAUAAUUUGAGCGGUUCUAUUCCGGAAUGUCUUGGUAACAUUCGCAGUCUCUCAGUAUUGGAUGUACACGAGAAUAGAUUUCAUGGAAUGCCUCAAAAUUUUGCAAAUGCAAGCAGCCUGAAGACACUCAACAUUAAUGGAAACAUAUUAGAAGGGCAAGUGCCUAGGUCAUUGACUAAUUGCACAUCACUAGAGGUUCUAGACCUUGGGAAGAACAAGUUAUCUGAUACCUUCCCCUUCUGGUUGGGAAAAUUGCCUAGGUGA
Messenger RNA from Macadamia integrifolia, 2429 nucleotides. RefSeq names its product receptor-like protein 6. Gene Ontology annotation, molecular function: protein binding. The transcript has 2 exons. The record is from RefSeq and is a predicted model, not a curated record. Bases 54 to 2429 code for a protein of 791 amino acids. Lineage: Eukaryota; Viridiplantae; Streptophyta; Magnoliopsida; Proteales; Proteaceae.